This is a messenger RNA of Arabidopsis lyrata subsp. lyrata, 471 nucleotides long. Its product is annotated as cytochrome P450 71A27. NCBI's taxonomy places the organism in Eukaryota, Viridiplantae, Streptophyta, Magnoliopsida, Brassicales, Brassicaceae. The record is from RefSeq and is a predicted model, not a curated record. The transcript has 3 exons. Bases 1 to 471 code for a protein of 156 amino acids. Gene Ontology annotation, molecular function: oxidoreductase activity, acting on paired donors, with incorporation or reduction of molecular oxygen; heme binding; monooxygenase activity.
AUGACAGAAUUUAUGAGGCAUCCAGAGUGUAUGAAAAAACUUCAAGAUGAGAUUAAUUCAGUUUCGACGCAUAAUUCAAAUACAUCGACUGAAGAUGUCCAACUAAAGAUAUAUGACAUUGCUGCAGGGACACAGGUAAUAAUCAAUGCUUGGGCACUCCAACGAAACCCUUCGAUAUGGGGACAUGAUGCAGAAGAAUAUAGACCAGAGAGGCAUUUUGGUUUGAACUUGGAUUUUAAUGGUACUGAUUCCAAGUUCGUUCCAUUUGGAGCAGGAAGAAGCCUUUGCCCCGGGAUCGGAUUUUCUAUGGUCUUGUCCAAAUUGACACUAGCCAACCUUGCGAAAAGGUUCAAUUGGAGACUCGAGGUCGGACCAGGGGGAGAUGAUAAGCCUGACCUAGUUGAAGCAUCUGGUAUUGAUGUUUGCCGCAAAUUCCCUCUCAUUGUCUUUCCAUCACUUGUGCAUGCGUGA